Coregonus clupeaformis (lake whitefish) is the source of this 1836-nucleotide messenger RNA. Its product is annotated as basic proline-rich protein-like. Bases 1 to 1836 code for a protein of 611 amino acids. Lineage: Eukaryota; Metazoa; Chordata; Actinopteri; Salmoniformes; Salmonidae. The transcript has a single exon. The record is from RefSeq and is a predicted model, not a curated record.
AUGACGGGGAGCAAGGUUGAGUUUGUUGCUGGAGAUGGACUCAGGCCUCUCGGCCUCUCAGGCCCCAGGCCCCCAGGCCCCUCUGCCUCUCAGCCCCUAGGCCCCCAGGCCCCUCUGCCUCUCAGGCCCCUCUGCCUCUCAGGCCCCUCUGCCUCUCAGCCCCCAGGCCCCUCGGCCUCUCAGCCCCCAGGCCCCUCGGCCUCUCAGCCCCCAGGCCCCUCUGCCUCUCAGCCCCCAGGCCCCUCUGCCUCUCAGCCCCCAGGCCCCUCUGCCUCUCAGCCCCCAGGCCCCUCGGCCUCUCAGCCCCCAGGUCCCUCGGCCUCUCAGGCCCCAGGUCCCUCUGCCUCUCAGCCCCCAGGCCCCUCGGCCUCUCAGCCCCCAGGUCCCUCGGCCUCUCAGGCCCCUCUGCCUCUCAGGCCCCAGGUCCCCAGGUCUCCUCGGCCCCCAGGUCCCCCGGCCUCUCGGCCCCCAGGUCCCUCGGCCCCCAGGUCCCUCGGCCUCUCGGCCCCCAGGUCCCUCGGCCUCUCAGCCCCCAGGUCCUUCGGCCUCUCAGCCUCUCAGCCCCAGGUCCUUCGGCCUCUCAGCCCCAUCCCUCGGCCUCUCAGCCCCAGGUCCCUCGGCCUCUCAGCCCCCAGGUCCUCGGCCUCUCAGCCCCCAGGUCCCCGGCCUCCUCAGCCAGGCCUCGGCCUCUCAGCCCCCAGGUCCCUCGGCCUCUCAGCCCCCAGGUCCCCCGGCCUCUCGGCCCCCAGGUCCCUCGGCCCCCAGGUCCCUCAGCCCCCAGGUCCCUCGGCCUCUCGGCCCCCAGGUCCCCCGGCCUCUCGGCCCCCAGGUCCCCUCGGCCCCCAGGUCCCUCGGCCUCUCGGCCCCCAGGUCCCUCGGCCUCUCAGCCCCCAGGUCCUUCGGCCUCUCAGCCUCUCAGCCCCCAGGUCCUUCGGCCUCUCAGCCCCCAGGUCCCUCGGCCUCUCAGCCCCCAGGUCCCUCGGCCUCUCAGCCCCCAGGUCCUCGGCCUCUCAGCCCCCAGGUCCCUCGGCCUCUCAGCCCCCCAGGUCCCUCGGCCUCUCAGCCCCCCAGGUCCCGGCCUCUCAGCCCCCAGGUCCCCCGGCCUCUCGGCCCCCAGGUCCCCCUCGGCCCCCAGGUCCCUCGGCCCCCAGGUCCCUCAGCCCCCAGGUCCCUCGGCCUCUCAGGCCCCAGGUCCCUCUGCCUCUCAGCCCCCAGGCCCCUCGGCCUCUCAGCCCCCAGGUCCCUCGGCCUCUCAGGCCCCUCUGCCUCUCAGGCCCCAGGUCCCCAGGCCUCUCGGCCCCCAGGUCCCCCGGCCUCUCGGCCCCCAGGUCCCUCGGCCCCCAGGUCCCUCGGCCUCUCGGCCCCCAGGUCCCUCGGCCUCUCAGCCCCCAGGUCCUUCGGCCUCUCAGCCUCUCAGCCCCCAGGUCCUUCGGCCUCUCAGCCCCCAGGUCCCUCGGCCUCUCAGCCCCCAGGUCCCUCGGCCUCUCAGCCCCCAGGCCCCUCUGCCUCUCAGCCCCCCAGGUCCCUCGGCCUCUCAGCCCCCAGGUCCCUCUGCCUCUCAGCCCCCAGGUCCCUCUGCCUCUCAGCCCCCAGGUCCCUCUGCCUCUCAGCCCCCAGGUCCCUCUGCCUCUCAGCCCCCCAGGUCCCUCUGCCUCUCAGCCCCCAGGUCCCUCUGCCUCUCAGCCCCCAGGCCCCUCGGCCUCUCAGCCCCCAGGCCCCUCGGCCUCUCAGCCCCCAGGCCCCUCGGCCUCUCAGCCCCCAGGCCCCUCGGCCUCUCAGCCCCCAGGUCCCUCGGCCUCUCAGCCCCCAGGCCCCUCUGCCCGUAAAGACUCUUGA